Messenger RNA from Calypte anna (Anna's hummingbird), 5252 nucleotides. It is a transcript of the gene MAP4K4, whose product is annotated as mitogen-activated protein kinase kinase kinase kinase 4. The coding region runs from base 504 to 4664 and encodes 1386 amino acids. Gene Ontology annotation, biological process: protein phosphorylation. NCBI's taxonomy places the organism in Eukaryota, Metazoa, Chordata, Aves, Apodiformes, Trochilidae. Gene Ontology annotation, molecular function: ATP binding; protein kinase activity. The record is from RefSeq and is a predicted model, not a curated record. The transcript has 33 exons.
CGUGCCAUGCCCGGGCGCGGGGCGCACCGUGAGGCUGCCAGAGGCUGCCGGCCCCGGCGCCGGUCCUGCCGCCGCCGUCGCGACAUGGUGUGAGCCCGCUGCCGCCGGGGACGCGCGGGCACCCACCCACACCGACCGACCGGACGGCCAGGGGCAUCACCGCCCGCUUUGGGGGGAUCCAGCCCCGCACCGCGGGGAGACAGACGGACCACAGCACCCCCGCUCCUUCCUCCCUCCCUCCUUUCCUUCCCUUACCUCCCUCUCCCCCCCUCCUCCUCCCACCAUCCAUCUAUCUAUCCAUCAUCCCCCCCGCCAACCCCUCCCAAUGCUGAAGAGUUUCAACCCGGCGGGGCUGGAGUGAAGAAGGGAAGGGCGGAAGAGAGGAGAGGAGCUCCGCGCAAUUCACAGCUGCUUCGGGGAGGGGAAGGGAGGGGGCGGACUCCCUAUUAUUUAACAGAGAAGAAAAAAAAAGGAAAAAAAAAUUAAAAGAAAGAGACGGGAAAAUGGCGAACGAUUCUCCUGCAAAAAGUCUGGUGGAUAUCGACCUUUCCUCCCUGCGGGACCCCGCUGGGAUUUUUGAGCUGGUGGAAGUGGUUGGCAAUGGCACGUACGGGCAAGUCUACAAGGGUCGGCAUGUCAAAACGGGUCAGCUGGCAGCCAUCAAAGUCAUGGAUGUUACUGAGGAUGAAGAAGAAGAAAUCAAACUGGAGAUUAAUAUGCUAAAGAAAUAUUCUCAUCAUAGAAAUAUUGCAACUUAUUAUGGUGCUUUCAUUAAGAAAAGUCCUCCAGGACAUGACGACCAACUGUGGCUUGUUAUGGAGUUUUGUGGAGCAGGCUCUAUCACAGACCUUGUGAAGAACACGAAAGGGAAUACACUGAAAGAAGACUGGAUAGCAUAUAUCUCCAGGGAGAUUCUCAGGGGGUUGGCACAUCUUCAUGCCCACCAUGUGAUUCACAGGGAUAUCAAAGGGCAAAACGUGUUGUUAACAGAGAAUGCAGAAGUGAAACUUGUGGAUUUUGGUGUGAGCGCUCAGCUGGACAGGACAGUUGGCAGGAGAAAUACUUUUAUUGGAACUCCAUACUGGAUGGCUCCAGAAGUUAUUGCCUGUGAUGAAAAUCCAGAUGCUACAUAUGAUUACAGAAGUGACCUUUGGUCAUGCGGCAUUACAGCCAUAGAGAUGGCAGAAGGAGCUCCCCCGCUUUGUGACAUGCAUCCCAUGAGGGCACUCUUUCUGAUACCUAGGAACCCUCCCCCACGGUUAAAAUCCAAGAAAUGGUCAAAAAAGUUUUUCAGUUUUAUAGAAGGUUGUCUAGUGAAGAAUUACAUGCAGCGACCUUCUACAGAACAACUCUUGAAGCAUCCCUUUAUACGUGACCAACCAAAUGAAAGGCAAGUCCGAAUCCAGCUUAAGGACCAUAUAGACAGGACCAGAAAGAAGAGAGGAGAGAAAGAUGAGACGGAGUAUGAAUAUAGUGGAAGUGAGGAAGAAGAGGAGGAAGUGCCUGAACAAGAAGGAGAGCCAAGUUCCAUUGUCAAUGUGCCUGGAGAAUCAACCCUCCGACGGGAUUUCCUGAGACUGCAGCAGGAAAACAAGGAACGGUCCGAGGCCCUUCGGAGACAGCAGCUGCUACAGGAGCAGCAGCUCCGUGAGCAGGAGGAAUACAAGAGGCAGCUGCUGGCAGAGAGGCAAAAGCGCAUCGAGCAGCAGAAGGAGCAAAGGAGGCGGCUAGAGGAGCAACAAAGAAGAGAACGGGAAGCUCGAAGGCAACAAGAGCGUGAGCAGAGGCGGAGGGAACAAGAAGAAAAGAGAAGGCUGGAAGAAAUGGAGAGGAGGCGUAAGGAAGAGGAAGAGAGAAGAAGAGCAGAGGAGGAAAAGAGGAGGGUAGAAAGGGAGCAGGAGUAUAUCAGGCGACAGCUAGAAGAGGAGCAGCGGCACUUGGAAAUUCUACAGCAGCAGCUGCUCCAGGAGCAGGCCAUGUUACUGGAAUACAGAUGGCGAGAGAUGGAGGAACACCGGCAGGCAGAGCGGCUCCAGCGCCAGCUGCAGCAGGAGCAGGCCUACCUCCUGUCACUGCAGCACGAUCACAGGAGGCAGCAGCAGCAGCAACAGCAGCAGCAGCAGCAGCAGCAGCAGCAGCAAGAAAGAAAUAAGCAAAGCUAUCAUACCCCUGAGCCAAAACCCCACUAUGAGCCUGCUGAACGAGCGCGUGAGGUGGAGGAGAGAUUUAGAAAAACUAAUCAGGGUUCCCCUGAAGCACAGUCUAAGCAGAUGGGCAAAGUGUUGGAGCCACCAGUGCCUUCAAGAUCAGAGUCCUUUUCCAAUGGAAACUCAGAACCUGCUCAGCCUGCCCUGCAGAGGCCAAUGGAGCCCCAGGUACAGUGGUCCCAUCUGGCAUCUCUCAAGAACAAUGUUUCCCCUGUCUCGCGAUCCCAUUCCUUCAGUGACCCUUCUCCCAAAUUUGCUCAUCACCAUCUUCGUUCCCAGGACCCAUAUCCACCUUCACGCAGUGAAGUCCUAAAUCAGAGUUCUGACUCUAAGUCGGAGGUACCUGACCCCACCCAAAAGGCUUGGGCUAGAUCAGACAGUGACGAGGUGCCUCCAAGGGUACCUGUGAGAACAACAUCCCGAUCGCCAGUCCUGUCCCGCCGUGAUUCUCCACUGCAGGGCAGUGGGCAGCAAAAUAACCAAGCAGGUCAAAGAAACUCUACGAGCAAUAUAGAGCCUCGUCUGCUGUGGGAAAGAGUGGAGAAGCUCGUACCAAGACCGGGCAGUGGCAGUUCCUCGGGUUCAAGCAACUCUGGCUCACAGCCUGGCUCCCACCCUGGCUCUCAGAGUGGGUCUGGCGAGCGGUUCCGGAUGAGAUCAUCAUCCAAAUCAGAGGGCUCGCCAUCUCAGCGUCAUGAAAGUGCACCUAAAAAACCUGAAGAGAAAAAGGAAGUCUUCAGACCUAUCAAGCCUGCUGGAGAAGUGGAUUUAACUGCGUUGGCAAAGGAAUUGCGAGCAGUAGAGGAUGUGCGGCCUCCACAUAAAGUGACAGAUUAUUCAUCCUCAAGUGAGGAGUCAGGGACGACAGAUGAGGAAGAUGAUGAUAUGGAGCAAGAAGGAGCAGAUGAAUCUACUUCUGGACCAGAUGAUGUCCGAGCAGUGUCAACGUUGAAUUUGAGCAAUGGUGAAACAGAGUCAGUGAAAACCAUGAUCGUCCAUGACGACGUGGAGAGUGAGCCUGCCUUGACUCCUUCUAAGGAGGGCACCUUAAUUGUCCGACAGAGUACAGUUGACAAAAAGCGUGCCAGCCAUCAUGAGAGCAAUGGCUUUGCCGGUCGCAUUCACCUCUUGCCAGAUCUCUUACAGCAAAGCCAUUCCUCCUCCACUUCCUCCACCUCCUCCUCCCCAUCCUCCAGCCAGCCGACACCCACCAUGUCCCCACAGACACCCCAGGACAAGCUAACUACUAAUGAGACUCAGUCCGCUAGUAACACACUCCAGAAACACAAAUCUUCCUCCUCCUUUACACCUUUUAUAGACCCCAGAUUACUACAGAUUUCUCCAUCUAGUGGGACAACUGUGACUUCUGUUGUAGGAUUUUCUAGUGAAGCAAUGCGAUCAGAGGCAAUAAGGCAAGACCCUACACGGAAAGGAUCAGUUGUCAAUGUGAAUCCUACAAAUACACGGCCACAGAGUGAUACCCCAGAGAUCCGCAAAUACAAGAAGAGAUUCAAUUCUGAGAUACUGUGUGCUGCCUUAUGGGGAGUGAACUUGCUAGUAGGCACUGAAAGUGGUCUGAUGCUGCUAGACAGAAGUGGUCAGGGGAAGGUUUAUCCACUCAUCAAUCGAAGACGAUUCCAGCAAAUGGAUGUACUUGAAGGGCUGAAUGUCUUGGUGACAAUUUCUGGUAAGAAGAACAAAUUGCGAGUUUACUAUUUGUCCUGGUUAAGAAAUAAAAUCCUCCACAAUGACCCUGAAGUAGAAAAGAAGCAGGGCUGGACAACGGUUGGCGAUUUGGAGGGCUGUGUGCACUAUAAAGUUGUAAAAUAUGAAAGAAUCAAGUUCUUGGUAAUUGCAUUGAAGAGUUCUGUGGAAGUCUAUGCAUGGGCACCAAAGCCAUACCAUAAAUUUAUGGCCUUUAAGUCAUUUGGAGAAUUGGUACAUAAGCCAUUGCUGGUGGAUCUAACUGUAGAAGAAGGUCAGAGACUGAAAGUGAUCUAUGGCUCCUGCGCUGGCUUCCAUGCUGUUGAUGUGGAUUCAGGAUCAGUCUAUGAUAUUUAUCUACCAACACAUAUCCAGAGCAGUAUCCAACCUCAUGCAAUCAUCAUUCUCCCAAACACGGAUGGGAUGGAACUACUGGUCUGCUACGAGGAUGAAGGAGUUUAUGUCAACACAUAUGGAAGGAUCACCAAGGAUGUGGUUUUGCAGUGGGGAGAAAUGCCAACUUCAGUUGCAUACAUCCGAUCCAACCAGAUCAUGGGCUGGGGAGAAAAAGCUAUCGAAAUACGAUCAGUGGAAACUGGACACUUGGAUGGUGUGUUCAUGCACAAAAGGGCACAAAGACUCAAGUUCUUAUGCGAACGCAAUGACAAGGUUUUCUUUGCCUCCGUACGGUCAGGUGGAAGCAGUCAAGUCUAUUUCAUGACCCUUGGCAGGACUUCUCUUCUGAGCUGGUAGAAGCAGUUGGGAUAUGGCGAGGAAUUGCUGACAUCCAGAGUCUGAGAUCUUCAUAACUCGGAAUUAUUUUUCAACUGGAGUACAGACCUGCACUAAUGCAGCACUUUGUAAAAAUGUGUGUGCAGGCAUCACUGGUGUUAGGUUUCUUUUUUGUUUUUCAAGGGAGGCUGCGACGCAGCUGGUGCUGUAAAGAUAUUGCCAUCAGGUGCUACAAUGUCUUUGAGAUUUGGGAUCACGCUAGAAAGCUACAGGUCUUCUUUUCCCUUCAGCUCCAGGAUUCCUAGGCUUUGAAGGACUCUGUUUGUUAGUGUUAAAACAGAGGGGGGGAAGAAAAAAGGAAAAAUAAAAACCAGACUUAACCAUGAACACGCUGUUGAGUGGACAGGAGGCAGGCAAAAGAAGGUGAGAAGUGGUGUAGAGAGUCAGACUGGCUGAAACAGAGGGCAGAUCUAGUCUAGUAAUGUUAACAAUGUAUUUAAUUGACAUUUCUUUUUUGUAAUGUGACAAUAUGUGGACAAAGAGGAAGGUGCAGGUUUUAAGAAGUUAAUAUUUAUAAAAUGUGAAAGACACAGUGACUAGGAUAACUUC